CAUGCUGACUUUGUUUGUUAAUAUUGUAGGCUUUGUUAAAAAGGACAUUUGCAAUUUUGUGUGAGAGUGUUUUUUUUAAACUAUAUAUAUAUAUAUAUAUAUAUAUCUCAAGCCAGUGUGAGGACGGAUUUCUCUUAGAAUACAUCUGAUUUAAAGAGCCACACUGAAAGGCUUCAAUCAAUCAGAAGCCAUCUGGAUUGCAAGAAGUAUGGCAGACAAUAUACCUGGUGGAAUAGUAGCAGCUGCAAAGAACCGUCUGCAGGUGGUGAGAGGCUUAGAGGAUGUGGAAGUGUCAGAGUGCGAGAGCUGCUCCUUUGAGGUGACCCUUAAUCUGUCAUACAUCGAGGGAGUGUGGACCAGGGAUGGGAUGCGGCUCAAGUCCAAGCCCAACUGUCGCAUCAGCACACACGGGAAGACGCAUUCUCUCAUAUUAAACAGAGUGGCUUUGGCAGACGUGGGCUUGAUCUCUUUCCAGGCCAAUGGCAUUCAGACCUCCGGCAAACUCACUGUUAGAGCUAAAGACAUCCACAUCAUCAAGGAACUAGAGGAUGUUGAUACUGUGGAACGUCAGUCCGUUAGUUUCCUGUGUGAAGUAAAUCAAGUGGAUGUUGAUGGUCGGUGGUACAGAGAUGACUGUAGGAUCCGACCCGGGGACAACAUUAAGAUCAGACAUCAGGGUAAAACCCACACCCUCUCUUUUAAGUCGGUCAGGCCAGAGCACGCUGGAGAAAUCAGAUUCACUGCAGAGCGUGUCUCAUCUUAUGCAAAUCUUACAGUAAAAGAGCUGCCAGCCCAAAUAGUGCGUCCCCUGAGAGUCAAGAUCGCCAUGUACCACCACAAAGGACUCCUGGAGUGCCAGGUUUCUCGGGCCAACGCUCAAGUCAAGUGGUACAAGAACAAGAAGGAGCUUGUGUCUAGCAAAAAGUACCAACUUGUCAGCCAAGACGUCUACAGGCAGCUCACCAUUGAUGACAUCUGCUCCUCAGACGAAGACACCUACACCUGUGACACAGGAGAUGACAAAACCUGUUGUCAGCUUCUAGUUGAGGAGCAGGCUAUGAGCAUAGUUCGGGGCAUGAGCUCAGUGGAAGUGACAGAACCAGAGCCAGCACUCUUCCAAGUGGAGACCAGCUUGAAGUCAGGGAGGCCACCCAAAUGGACCCUGAAUGGAAAGGUGUUGGAGCCUAGUGAAGAGGUGGAUAUCUACAGGGAGGCCACCAUCCACAGCCUCUGCCUCACCUCGACAGACAGCUCCAUGUCAGGGCCUGUGGUUUUUGUCGCUGGCAAGAGCCGUUCUUCUGCUGAGCUUACGGUAAAAGAGCGGCCCCUCCAAGUUGUCCGCAAUUUGGAAGAUGUAGAAGCCAAGGAGAACAGCUCUGUCACUCUGAGCUGUGAGUUUGCCCCCUCCCCCAGGGUGGUGAGGUGGUUUAAAGGUCGUACAACUCUAAAGACUUCAAACAAGUACAGAAUGAGGAGAGAUAGCAAACGUGCAGAGCUGACAAUCCAUGGCUUGGUAGGAAUGGAUACUGGGCAAUAUCGCUGCACGGCGGGGGGUUCACAGAGCACGGCACAUGUUAAAGUCAAAGUGCGAACGCUCAAGCUGGUCAAACACCUUGAACCAGUGGAACUUGAAGAGGAUGGCGUCGCCAAUUUCACUUGUGAGCUCAACUAUGUGGUUCCCAACGUGGAGUGGCUCCUCAACAAUGUCCGCCUCUAUUUUAACGCCAUAAACAGAAUCCAGCACAUGGGUACCAUGCACAGCCUCACCAUUAAGAAACUGAGACCCCAGCAAAGCAGGGUCACCUUUAAAGCUGGCCUUCUUUCAGAGACAACAACUUUAAAGGUCAAAGAGCGCCCUGCGGUCUUCCUUAGACCUCUGGAGGAUGCAGUUGGGGAAGAGCAAGGUGAGGUCUGCCUACAGUGUGAAAUUUCCAAAGAGUCUGUGAUUCCAGUCUGGAGGAAGAAUGGCAUUGUCCUGACACCUGAUGAAAAACACGAGUUGUGUCAGUAUGGAAGAUCCAUGGCACUGAUUGUUCAUUGCUUGAGCAAAGAUGAUGCUGGACAAUACACCUGUGAUCUAGGAACCAGCCAGACCAAGGCUAAAGUUUCCGUACAUGAUUUACAUAUCACUAUUAUCCAGCGCUUGAAAACCACAUCCGUGCUGGAGGGUGAAAGCUGCACUUUUGAAUGUCACCUGUCUCACAAUCUUAGUGAUGAGCCUUUCUGGACCAUCAACGGUCAAGUGGUUGUCUCCAACAGCCACUUCCGGGUCGUCAACAAUGGUCGCAAGUACAAGUUGAGCAUUAAAGAUGCAGUUUUGUCCGAUGCUGGAGAAGUGAUAUUUACAAUUAAAGAUUUAAGCUGUAGGACCAUGCUCUUUGUCAAAGAGAGGCCAGUGCACAUUUUUAGGGAUUUGUUGAAUGCCAAGACAGUGCCAGGUGAAGACGCGGAGCUCAGUUGUGAGAUCACCAAACCUGAGGUCAGCAUCCACUGGCUGAAAAACGGCCAUUUAAUCAGGCAGAGUCACAAAUAUAGGAUGAGUGUGGAAAAGAACCUCGCAAGGCUGAUAAUCAAGAACACCACAAUCAGAGAUUCAGGAGAGUACUGCUGUCAGGCUGAUGGGGUUGCCUCCCGUGCCAAGCUAGAGGUCAGAGAACUGCAGCACUCAUUUGCAAGGGAGUUAAAGGACACCCGAGCAGAGGAAAAGGGUAAAGUGACCUUGGAGUGCGAGACCCGACAGCCAGCCAAGCGAGUGACCUGGCUGAAGGGCAUGAUGGAGCUCAAGUCUAGUAGGAAGUAUGUCAUGAGGCAGAAGGGUGUGGUGCUGUCACUCACCAUCACUUUUCUGGAGAAGUUGGACUCAGAUAUCUACACAUGUGAUGUUGGGACCAUGCAGAGCCGUGCACAGCUGACUGUGCAGGGCCAGAGAGUGGUGAUCCUGGAUGAACUGGAGGACAUCGAGUGCCUUGAAAACGACACAGUCACAUUCAAGUGUCAAAUCUGUCCCAGUGACUACACGGUGGUGAAGUGGUACCUGGACGAGACUCUGCUGUACAAUAAUGAACUUAAUGAGAUCCAGAUGCUUGCGGGAGGCUACCACACGUUGACAUUUAGACAGCUGGCCCGCAAAGAUACUGGCACCAUCUCAUUUGCAGCUGGUGACAAACGAUCAUAUGCGUCACUGUUGGUUAGAGAGAGACGUCCAACCAUUUGUAAAGCGCUUGAGGACUGUGAGGCUAUUGAAGGAGGGGGUCUCGUUUUGUCCUGCGUCACCUCAAAGCCAUGUCACAUCCUGUGGUACAAAGAUUGCUGCCUAAUGUGGAACUCCUCAAGGUAUUUUGCAAGUCGUUCGGGGUGCGAGGCUCGGCUGGCAAUUCGGGAAGUUUGCCAAAGUGAUGCUGGAGUGUAUGAGUGCAGUGCUGGAUCUGUUACAACAAGGGCUGUUGUAACCGUAAAAGGUAUCCCAGCGGAGUUUACUAAGCCUCUACAAAACAUAGAGUCCCGCGAAGGUGAGACUGCUACCCUGACAUGUGAGUACUCUCUGCCGGGGGUCCAGUUCCACUGGAGAAAAGGCAUGGAGAGCCUCAGGCCUGGAGACAAGUAUGUGAUGAAACAGAGACAGACCGUCAAUUCACUCAUAAUCCGAGAACUGAAGCCGGAGGACUCAGGGGAGUACACCUGUCAGUGCAGAGGCCACCACACUACUGCAAGGCUCAAAGUACAAGCUAUUCCGAUUACAUUCAUCCAGCAGCUGAAGAACAUGCAUGCAGAGGAAGGGAGCAAUGUCAUAUUACGCUGUGAACUCUCCAAAUCUGGAAUACCAAUAGAAUGGAUGAGGGGGCAAGAAGUGUUGAAGAAUGGAGUGAAGUACCAGAUGAGAAGAUGGGACACAACCGUGGAGCUUUUGAUAUGGAAAGCUGUUCCUGAGGACAGUGGGUUCUACAAGUGUUUGUGUGCUGAUCAAGUCACAUCCGCCACUGUCAAAAUCAAAGCUCUGCCGCUCACCUUCAAACAGAAGCUGCGUAACAUGACCUUCGAGGAGGGCAGCACUGCAACUUUACGCUGUGAGCUUUCCAAAGCAUCUCUCUCUGUGGGGUGGAGGAAGAGGGGGGAUGAGCUCAUCAAGAACGGCGACAAAUAUCACAUUCGCCAGAGGGACACACUGAUUGAACUGAGUAUCCUGGAUGUGACGCCAGAGGACAGCGACAUUUACACAUGCAUUUGCGGGAGCAUAGAGACCACAGCGACUCUCACUGUGAAUGCAUUCCCAAUCACGUUCAAACAAAAGCUGAAGAACCUUCAGGUGGAGGAAGGACACAACAUCAUGCUAUCUUGUGAGAUCUCUAAGCCUGGCGUCGCUGUGGAGUGGAGGCUGGCCGGUGAGCUGCUAGAAGAUGGUGAGAAGUACCAGAUGAAGCAGAGGGGCUCGAUGCUGGAGCUGACCAUCAGAGAUGCAAUACCAGAGGACAGUGGCAUCUACACCUGUGUCUGCAGAGACCAGAAGACAAAGGCCACUGUUAAAGUCAGUGCUGUUCCCACCACGUUUAACGGGAGUCUGAAAAGCCAGGAGGCAGAAGAAGGCAAUAGUGUGACACUGCGCUGCGAAGUGUCAAAAACAGAUGUCCUGGUAGAGUGGCAGAAAGAUGGAGAGUUGCUGCCUGAGGAGAUGUCUGGAAGAAAAUAUCAGCUGAAGCUGGAAGGGAAGACAGCUCAGUUGACCAUUGUCAAUGUUCAAGCGGAAGAUGCGGGGAGGUACAGCUGUAUUACAGGAGAUGAGAAAACCACUGCUGAACUCAAAGUGAAACCACUUCCUGUCACAUUCAAACGUAAGCUCCAGAAUUUGGAGGUGAAGGAAGGUGGCAGUGGACUUUUCUGCUGCGAGCUCUCCAAACCUGGAGCUCCAGUGGAGUGGAGGAGAGGUCGAGUGCUUCUGAGCAGUGGAGGCAAGUAUGAGAUGAAGCAGGAAGGGCCGUACACAAAGAUGAUCAUCAACAACGUGCAAGAUAGCGAUGCUGGGAAAUACUUUUGCAAGACAAAGGACAGCCAAUCAACUGCCGAGCUGUCGGUCCAAGGUUUACCAUCACAUUUCACGCUCAUGCUUGCCAACCAGGAGGUGACUGAGGGCAACAGUGUGUUUCUGCGCUGUGAACUUAACAAACCUGCCCACUCUGUCGAGUGGAGGAGAGGAGGGCUGGUGUUGAGGCAAGGAAACAAGUACCAGAUGAGGAAGAAGGAUUUGCAGCUGGAGAUGACUAUUGGCGAAGUCACUCUCGAAGACGCUGGUGAUUACACUUGCAUUUGUGGUGAAGAAAGUACUACAGCUCGGCUCGCAGUGAAUGAACGACCUGUCAAAUUCCUCCGUGAACUGUGUAAUCUUGAAGUGCUUGAGGGCAAUGGAGUAAUGCUUUGCUGCCAGCUCUCCAAAGCAGAUCUCACUGCUCAGUGGAUAAAGGGAGAUGAAGUGCUGACCGAUGGUGACAGGUACCAGCUCAAGCAGAGAGGCUCCACACUGGAACUGCUCAUCAGAAAGAGUCAGCCUGAAGACAGUGGUGUUUACAGCUGCAUUUGCGAAGACAUUAAAAGUACUGCCACAGUUAUAAUAAUUGCAAUUCCAGUGACAUUCAAGCAAAAGUUGAAGGACCAAGAAACAGUGGAGGAGAGCAGUGUGACGCUCCAUUGUGAGCUCUCCAAACCAGGAAUCCCAGUUGAGUGGCGAAAGGAUGCUCAGCUCCUGAGGGAGGGAGCCAAAUAUCAAAUGAAGCAAGAGGGCAGGGUGUGUGAGGUGCUGAUCAAAAAUCUAACUCUCAAGGAUGCUGGCGAAUACAAUUGCUCUGUUGGUACAGCUGUGACUUCAGCUGAUAUCAAAGUAAGAGCCCUUCCUAUUACAUUUAAGCAAGAAGUUCAGAAUUUGGAAGUGAAGGAAGGUGGCAGUGGAGUGUUCUGCUGUGAGUUGUCCAAACCUGGAGCUCCCGUGGACUGGAGGAAAGGAAGAGUGAUCCUGAAGCCCGGUUACAAAUAUGAAAUGAAACAGGAGGGAAAUUUCACCAAACUGUUCCUCAAUAAUGUAGAAGAGAGUGAUGCGGGGAAGUACACUUGUAAAACUAUAGACAGCCAAUCCACUGCUGAGCUCACAGUGAAAGCACCUCCCAUCACAUUCAAAACCAAGUUAAAGAACCUGCAAGUGGAGGAGGAGAACAACGUAACGUUGACAUGCGAAUUGUCCAAGCUCGGCCUUUCUGUUGAGUGGAGGAAAGGCCAGGAGCUUCUGAAGAAUAAUUUCAAGUAUCAGCUAAGAAAUCGAAACAGCAUGCUGGAGCUGACCAUCAAAAACACUCAGCUGGAGGACAGUGGAAUCUACAGCUGUAUCUAUGGCGACGCCAAGACCGUAGCCAACAUCACUGUUACACCUAUCCCACUCACCUUUAAGAUGGGUCUAAAGAACCAGGAGGCCGCUGAGGGAGGCAACGUGACUCUGCGAUGUGAACUGUCCAGGACUGGGGUAUCUGUACAGUGGUGGAAGGGAGAGGACCAGCUCUAUCAAGGUGGGAGGUAUCAGAUGACUCUCAAGGAGAACAUAGCUGAGAUGAGUAUCAGAAACAUCCAGCCUGAGGAUGUUGGGGAGUACAGUUGUGUUUUUGGCGAGCAGAAGACGACAGCUGAAGUGAAUGUGAGAGCGGCGGCAUCAGUGUUCUUUGAGAAGGAACUGGACAGCCAAGCGGUGAUGGAGGGCAAAUCUGUGCUGCUGUCGUGUGAAGUUUCCAGUACGAAUGUCCCUGUCACUUGGAAGAAGGACAAUGCUGUAAUUGAAGAAGGGGGACGCUUAAUUAUUACAAAAAAAGGACCUACGCAUAUGCUUGAGAUUAAGCGGCUGCACCUGGAGGAUGCAGGCGAUUACUGUUGCAUCACAAGGGGCAAGAAGACCACCGCCAAGUUGAUUGUGAGGGAGCGAGUGCGAAUUGUUACAGAGCUUAAGGACAUUACUGUGGCUGCGGGGGAGGACGCCGUGUUUGUGUGCGAACUUAGUCACGCCCAUGUGAAUGAGGGUGUGUGGUGGCUGGGCUCCAGUCAACUGCAGAAAAACGAAAUGAACCAGAUGACAUGCCAGGGUCGCCAACACCGACUUGUCCUCACCAUGACAACACCUGAGGAGACGGGCAUUGUGGCAUUUGCGGUCGGGGAGGAAAGGACAUCAGCGAGUCUUUUAGUGGUGCCCAAGCCCAAAGUUUUAUUUGAGGAGAAGCCUCAAGAUGUUCUAAUCUUGGAAGGAGAGAUUGCUACUUUGUCCUGCACAACCACUGACUUCACCACCACUGUUACCUGGAGGCGCAACCAUAUUCCUCUCAGAAACUGUGAUAAAUUUGAGAUACGCAAGGAGGGAAAAGUGAAUUUACUGCUCAUCCAUGCUGUAGAUCCCCUUGACGCUGGAGUUUACUCCUGCGAUACAGGCGAUGCGCAGGCCAGUGCCAAGCUUAGUGUGAAAGAGCUCCCACCAUUCUUCCAGGAAGAGUUGCAAAGUGUUGAGACUGAAGAGGGAAGCUCGGCCGUCCUGUACUGUGAGCUGUCUAAACCCGGGCUGCCGGUACAAUGGAAGAAGAACAGAUUGCCACUGAGCGCUGGCAGGAAGUACGAGAUGAAGCAAGACGGUUGCUUCCUCCAGCUUCACAUCAAGGAGCUUAAACUUGAGGACAGUGGCAGCUACACGUGUCAAGCAGGAAAUGCAGAAACUGCUGCAACUGUUACAGUUAAAGAGCUACCUCCAUUCUUCACGAAAGAUUUACGAAAUGUGUGGAUGGAGGAGGGAGGCUCAGUUUCCUUGAGCUGUGAGCUGUCCAAACCUGGUGCGUCUGUGCAAUGGAAGAAGAACAGACUGCCUCUGAGGGCCAACAGGAAGUAUGAGAUGAAAGAAGCUGGCUGCCUCCUUCAGCUUAGCAUUGUGGGCCUCAAACCUGAAGACAGUGGCAGAUACUCGUGUCAUGUAGGAAGUGUAGAAUCAAUUGCUACUUUGACAGUCAAAGAACUUCUGCCAUUUUUCAAAGAAAACUUACAGAAUGUAACGGCUGAGGAGGGCAGUGUUGCCUCCCUCUGCUGUAAGGUAUCGAAGACAGAUACUGCAAUACAAUGGAAGAAGAACAAGAUGCCAUUAAGAGGCGGCGACAAGUAUGAGAUGAAGCAGGAUGGCUGCCUCCUCCAGCUUAAAAUCAAGGAGCUGAAACCUGAGGACAGUGGAAGUUACACAUGUCAAGCAGGAAGUACAGAAACUGCUGCAACUGUGUCAGUAAAAGAGUUGCCACCAUUCUUUGUUACAAACUUACAAAGUAUUGAGGUGGAGGAGGAAGGUUCAAUCUCCCUGUCCUGUGAGCUGUCCAAACCUGGAGCGACAGUGCAAUGGAAGAAGAACAGACUGCCUCUGAGGGCCAAUAGGAAAUAUGAGAUGAAACAAGAUGGCUGCCUCCUUCAGCUCAAUAUCAGUGAUCUCAAACCUGAGGACGGUGGUAGCUACACAUGUGAAGCAGGAACCGCAGAGACAACUGCAACUGUUUCUGUAAGAGAACUCGCUGUUACAUUUAAAGGUGACUUGCAAAGUAUGGAGGCAGAGGAAGGAGCUACAGCCGUCCUUUGCUGCGAGCUCUCUAAACUUGCAGUGCCGGUAUGGAGAAAGAGCAGGUUACCUCUGAGGGCAAAUAGGAAGUAUGUAAUGAAACAAGAUGGCUGCCUCCUUCAACUUAACAUUAUGGACCUCAAACCUGAAGAUAGCGGAACCUACACAUGUCAAGCAGGAAGUUCAGAGACCUCUGCAACUGUAGCUGUGAGAGAGCUCCUGUUAUUCUUCAAAGAACAAUUGGAAAGUGUGGAGACAGAGGAGGGAGGUUCAGUCUCCCUGCACUGUGAGCUGUCCAAACCUGGAGUCCCAGUGCAAUGGAAGAAGAACAGGUUACCUCUGAAGGCCAACAGGAAGUUUGAGAUGAAACAAGAAGGCUCCCUCCUGCUGCUCAACAUCAGUGACCUCAAGCCUGAUGAUAGUGGUUGCUACACAUGUCAAGCAGGCAGUGCAGAAACCAUUGCAACUGUGUCUGUAAGAGAGCGCCCGGUUUCAUUCAAAGCUGACUUGCAAAGUAUGGAGGCAGAGGAAGGAGAUACAGCCAUCCUGUGCUGUGAGCUGUCUAAAGCUGGAGUGGCAGUGCAAUGGAAGAGGAACCGGCUGCCUCUGAGGGCCAACAGGAAGUAUGAGAUAAAACAAGAUGGCUGCUUCCUGCAAAUCAACAUUAAGGAGCUCAAACUUGAGGACAGUGGUAGUUACUCUUGUCAAGCUGGAAGUGCAGAGACUGUGGCAACUUUGUCAGUAAAAGAGCUCCCUCCGUUGUUUGUGACAGACCUACAAAAUAUAGAGGUAGAUGAGGGAGGUUCAAUUUCUCUGUGCUGUGAGCUGUCUAAACCUGCAGUGCCAGUGCAAUGGACGAAGAACAGGCUGCCUCUGAGGGCCAAUAGGAAGUAUGAGAUGAAGCAAGAUGGCUGCCUUCAGCAGCUUAACAUCAAGGAGCUCAAGCCUGAGGACAGUGGUAGCUACACAUGUCAAGCAGGAAGUGCAGAAACCAUAGCAACUGUUUCUGUAAAAGACCUCCUUCUGCUGUUCAAGAAAAAGCUACAAAGUAUAGACGCAGUGGAAGGAGCUACAGCUGUCCUGUCUUGCGAGCUGUCAAAACCUACAGUGUCAGUGCAGUGGAAGAAGAACGCACUGCCUUUAAAAGCUAGCAGGAAAUAUGAAAUAACACAGGAUGGCUGCUUCCUCCAGCUUCACAUAAAGGAGCUCCAUCCUGAGGACAGUGGCAGCUACACAUGCCAAGCAGGAAGUACAGAGACCACUGCAACUGUGUCUAUAAAAGAACUGCCUUGCUUUUUCAAGAAAGAAUUACAAAACACAGAAAGUGAGGAAGGAGGUACAGUCAUCUUGUGCUGUGAACUGUCCACACUCGGAGUGUCAGUACAAUGGAAAAAAGACAGAAUACCACUGAGAGCAAAUAGGAAGUACGAAAUGAAGCAGGAUGGCAGUUUGGUGCAACUUCACAUUAAGGAACUAAAUCCAGAAGACUGUGGAAAUUACUCAUGUCGAGCAGGAAGUGCAGAGACUACUGUCAUGGUGUCGCUAAAAGCACCUAAGACUACUUUACCAAAGGAAGAUCCUCCCAUGAUACUACCGGAAACACAGACUACCGUUUCCAAACCUGACAACGUGAAUCUCCCUGAUCCUCAUCCAGUUCCUCUAGAGCCUAAGAAGAGGACAAUGCGAAAAGCAUCAAUAACAGCUUUAGAACAAGAUGUAAAGGCCAUGUAUAACAUAAAACAGCCCGUCCAGUCUUUGCAAAGAGAAACUAAAGACCAAAAAGAGAUCAAGACUGAAAAACCUAUAGAGACAGGCUUUGACAAUGCUCAUGAUUUAAAGCUGUUCAAGGAUAAUACGAACAAAGAGUUAGAGAUUUACAAAAGACCAACAAUCUCAGUUGAGAAGGAGCAUGUGAUUGAAAAAUUUGACAUGGAGAAGACACAACCAGCAAAGCAACAAACUGAGGCAGAGCUGAGUCACCCAGGCACGAUUCUUGGAGACAAGAGUCUUGCUGAACAGAACCAGCUAUUUAAAUCUCUGGAAACUGAUCCAAAGCAAAAUGUGAAACUUAGUGAAAAUGACAGAGAAGUUAAAAGAAUAGACGACCAUCCAGAGACAACACUGUGGAAAAGAGUAGAGGAGGAGAAAAAUGUAAUAAAACCAUUAGUAAUGUCCAAUGGGAGCAAAAUAACAUUGGAACAAGAAGCAAAGUCAACUAAUAAGGAUGGUGAAGUAGGGAAGCCAGAAGAGGAUGUAAAACCACGUGUGAGGUCAAAAGGAAAAGCAGCAGGAGGAAGAGAGCCCACUGAAUGUGUUAGAAAAGAAACCGAGGAGCUCAUCGCACAGCCAUCAAACUCUACAGUCAAUGAUUAUAAGGAAGGGAAUAAACAGAGAAACGACGUGAAACAACUCGUGACCACAGAGAGCGUAGAGGAGCAACUGAUACAAGUGCCAUCUGUAAAUCAACUGGAGAGCCAUUCUGUAAAAAGAAAAGAACUGCCUCAAGGUAUAAAGAUUAAAAUAAUUCCUCCAAAGCCACCUGUGAGAUCAAAAUGCAAAACAAAGACAGGAAUGGAAAAACAACUGUCAAGAGACACUGAGACAGAUCAAGACGAACAAAUGGUGACAUCAUCCAGAGAUCCGCUACUAAAACAGACAGCAAGGUCUUUGAAAGAAGAGGAACCAAGGCUUGAGCAAAACCAGUCAAUACCAGCAGACACUGAUCUGGUUGUGCCCAAACAGGUUAUCAAACAUCCAGUAAAACCCAUGAGAAAAGAACCGGAAGUGGACAAAAAUAUAGCUGCUGGCUCAAUGGGAAGGAAUGAUGAACAGCAAGAAGUACAAAUGACAGAAGACAUACCUCUCCUCUACAUCUCUGAAGAUGAAACUUUCUCAGAAGCUUUGACCGAGAUCCCAGCCAACCAUAGUAUAAUUCAACCUGAUGGCUUUCUUGAUGAAGCGUCAAGCCAACCCUACAGCCCGCCUAGCAUUCUGGUUCUCCAGAAGACAGUUCAGGAUGCUUCACCAGAUAUUCACAUCAGUGCUGAAGAUGAAUCACAAAUGCAAGAGGCUACUGUCAAGAUGCAGACUCCCUUCAAAGGCUAUGAAACUGACAAAGAUAUGCGGCCAGUCUUGAAAGAGGUCUUUAAGAACCAGCGUGCAGAUAUUGAUGGUACCAUCAGUUUAGUGUGUGCUGUAGAAGGACACUAUGAGAGCGUGCGCUGGCUUAAAGAUGGUCAACCUAUCAGGAGUGAUCAACAACAUUGUAUUGAGGCAACAGAGGGUGGCCUAUGCUCUCUUGUAAUCACUGAAUUGACCCUGAGUGACAGUGGCAUCUACACAUGUGAGGUGGUCAGUAAAUUUGGCGUUACGUCCUACAAUGGAAAUGUAACAGUGGUUUCGCCCCAACAUCCUGCUCAGAUAGUCUGCAGGCCUGUGCACCCACCGCUUGCCGCAAUUACUCCACUGCAGUUGGCUCCACUGAGCCCUGAGGAAAAAACACUGAUUCAAUAUCAGGUCGCAACUUCAGAGACUGAUGCUGAUAACUAUGUGGAGAAUGUGGAUGUUUCUUUGUGGGAGGCCUACAACCUGACAGAGCAGCACAUUCAGAUGAGCCUACAAGAGAGAAGGGCAUCGUCUCUCAUCGCCACCAGCUCCGUGUCAAGUCCAUCUGAUUAUGACACUGCACCAGAUGUGAUGGAACCUGUAAAAAUUAAGACACCUCCACCAAGGGGGGUUCCUGAAGCAACAGACCAAAUGCCUCCAAAAGACUUGGAUCAACACUUCCCUGAUCCCUGCCUUCUUAAGAACUUAUUAAAAGUCAAAGGCACUCAAGAAGGCCAAAUGAGGACACCCUCUCCUAAACACCAUAGGGCCCACACACCUUUAGCUAGCACUGUCUCUGGAUCAGAAUCUGAAGGGGAAGAAGAUCAACGCGAGAUAUUUGAAAUGUAUGUGGCUCGAGCAGACUGCAACCCCAACAGUGGAAGCAAAGACAGUUUUCUACUGAAGGAGGGUCAGUAUGUAGAGGUUCUAGACUCUGUCCAUCCAGAUAAAUGGCUUGUGAGAACCAAACCCACCAAAGCCAACCCUGCUCGACAGGGAUGGGUGUGCCCAGCCUACCUGGAAAAGAAGAGAAAGGAGGCCUUCACACAAUUGCGGGCACCUCAAAAGGAUCUUGAUGGAAUUGGUUCCACAGGAGAAGAGUAUAGGAGGGCUUUAAGCCAACUGAUUCAAGGGCUGAUUGAUGGUGAAGAGGAGUUUGUGAAGGAGAUGGGGAUGUUUAUUUCUCAUCCAUUAAAUUACUUGGACUCAAGUCGCCAUGUGCCUAUCAACAUCCUCAACCAGAAAAAUAUUAUUUUCAGAAAUAUAAAGGACAUUGUCCUUCUUCACGAGAAGUCUAUUCUCCCUGGGUUAAGGGAGUGUACUACAGAUGAUGAUGUUGCCAUGCAUCUGAUCCAUCACUUUGAGGACCUUGAAAAGUAUGUUCACUUCAUGCUGGGACAACCGCAAGCAGAGGCUUGCAUUGCUGAUAAAACUACCCAACAAUAUCUCAAAGAGUUACCAGGAUCUGGUAGACCUGAGGCUCCUGUUAUAGAUACCCCGACCUUCCUCCAAAGACCAGUUGAAAGGAUUCAGACAUAUCAAGCUUUGCUGAAGGAAUUAAUUAAGAACAAGGCCAAAAGCGGCCAGAGCUGCUAUCUGUUGGAGGAUGCCUUCUCCCUUGUGUCGUGUUUACCUUGGAGGUCUGACAACCUGCACCAGGUCUCCCUCAUUGAGAACUACCCCGCCCCUUUGACCUCCCUGGGUGAGCCUGUGCGGCAGGGAACCUUCACAGUGUGGGAUGAAACUCCAGAAACAAAAAAGACGGCUCGAGGGCACCAGAGACAAGUCUUUCUAUUCAAAGAAUGCAUUGUCCUAUGCAAACUGAAAAGAGAUGCCAGUAAGAACUGUGAUACUUACACCUUCAAGAAUAAAAUGAAGCUGAAUGAUGUAGAGCUAAAGGAAACACUGGGAGGUGAUGAGAAGACUUGGGAGCUGUGGCAUGAGCACAGGGGCUCGGUGCGGAGAUAUAUACUACAGGGCCGCUCACCACUGGUAAAACUUUCCUGGCUGAAGGACAUGAAGGAGCUGCAGCAACGAUCCAUCCUGCCCACUAACAACCCCCCUGUGUUUCAAUCACGGCUGUCGCACUGCACAACGAAGAUUGGACAUACCAUCAAAAUGAGCUGCAAGGUUACAGGGUUGCCUAAGCCAGUAAUCACUUGGUUCAAAGAUGGCCUUGUGUUGGAGGAUGACCCUCGGCACAUCAUCACAGCAGACAGGUCAGGCACGUGCAGUCUGAUCUUGGACAGCUUGACUGCAGAAGACUCUGGACAAUAUGUGUGUUACGCUACCAGCAGCAUGGGCAGCGCUGGCACUCUGACUACUGUUGUAGUGCAGGCUCCACCCAGGUUUGUUAGUCGGCUGGAAAGCACUUGUCUGAUCGAGAGUGAGGACAUUCAGUUUACUUGCUCCACUCUCACAACCCCUUUGCCCAGAAUAAGGUGGAUGAAGGAUGGCAAAGAGUUGACUGACAAGCGAAAAUAUUCAGUCGUGAACGACCAUCGAAGUGGAAUAUUGUCUCUUACAGUCAUCAGUGCAACAGAUGCAGACAUUGGACUGUAUGAGUGUGAGCUUUCAAAUGAGUUUGGUUGUGUCAAGUGCAAGGCCGGACUGUGCCCCUCCUACGUGGCCCCAAAUGACCCCGAGAGUGCCCAGGCGCAUGACUUACCUCCUAAAGAUGCAGACUCGGAAGGUUGGUCCUCUGCCUUUGUGAAGAAAUGGCUGCAAAUGGAUUUCACUCCCUCCUCUAUUGCAAAGACGUUUUUUCCACCCAUUCAUGAACAAGCUGAGGGUAGUAUUGCAGAAGUCCCUCACUCAGCAUCCAUGGCUCAGCCAGCACAGCAGCAGCCUCCGUGUUACUUGGAGGAGCAGGAGGAAGAAGAACUCUACAUCUCAGAGCAAAUGCAAGAAAUUACAGACGUUCCUCCUUUCAUCCAAGUACCCCCAGAAGACGUGUGCGUUGAACCAGGACAGCCAGUAACAUUUACCGCCAUCAUCACAGGAAGGCCUAUGCCACAGAUACAGUGGUACAAGGAUGGAGAAGAACUUACAACCAGUGAGAAUGUGGAGAUAGUUCAGCAUGCCGCCCGCUGCUCAGUGACCAUCGUGUGUCCAGAAUGUGAAGACAGCGGCAUUUACACCUGCUUCUCCUACAAUCACUCUGGCCAUGUGUCGUGUCAGGCUCUGCUCACAGUUGAAGAAAGUCCGCUGGGAUCUCAUGAAAGAGAGGUGGAGUUGGGGAAGAGAAGAAAGCUAUUUGCCGUCUACGAUGUCGGUGAAGAAAUUGGAAGGGGAACAUUUGGUGUAGUGAAGUGUGUUAUCCACAGAGGGACAGGCGAAGUCUUUGCUGCCAAAUUCUUACCCCUGCGAAGCAGCACCCGCACUCGGGCCUUCCAGGAGAGGGACUUGCUCUCCCGUCUGGCUCAUCCCAGGGUGGCUUGUCUGCUGGACUUCUUUUGCACCCGGCGCACACUGGUGCUCAUUACAGAAAUCUGCAGUUUUCACGGCCUUGUAGACCAUUUGUUACUCAGAGGAUUAGUCUCAGAGAAAGAGGUUCAGUCAUAUAUCCAGCAAAUUCUUGAAGGAGUUGGACAUAUUCACAGCAUGAACAUUUUGCAUCUGGACAUCAAACCAGAGAAUAUCCUCAUGGUAUAUCCACCCAGAGAUGAAAUCAAGAUAUGUGACUUUGGCUUCUGCCAGGAAGUAGACGUAUCCAGACAUCAGUACAGUAUGUUUGGUACACCAGAGUUUGUUGCACCUGAAGUUGUCCACCAAGAACCUGUCAGUGUGGGCACAGAUAUUUGGGCAGUGGGUGUGAUGGCAUAUCUAUGUCUGUUAUGUCGUUGCCCAUUUGUGGGAGAGACAGACCGUGCGACCCUCCUAAGAGUGGGAGAAGGCACUCUAAACUGGGAUGUCCCUGACGUCAUGAGUAGAAGUCCUGAGGCCCAGGCCUUUCUCCGUAGUCUUCUUCAACCAGAACCUGACAAGCGCCCUUCUGCUUUUGAGUGCUUGAGCCAUGAAUGGUUGCAGGAUGAACAUGCAGGGGAAGACACGGAUGAAAUUAACACAAAGGGUUUAAAGGUUUUCAUCUCAAAAAGAAAAUGGCAGCGUUCCUUGACUUGCGUUGGUUCCGUGCUUACAUUAAGGCAAAUUCCGGAGCUCCUGGAUGCUCCUCUCAGAGAUAGUGCAGUGACUGUACCCCGCGAACACCAGCAGAACAGCAGUACCUCCAUGAGCAGUGGUUCGUCAUCCGAGUAUGAUGAGGCUGACUCUUGGGACUUCUUCCAGCACUGCAGCCCAACUGAGGAAGAGGAGGAGGAGGAGGUUGAAACGGAGGAGGACUACAACCUUUUGAGCGAGAGAGCGCGGCUCCCAGAACCUUUUGCCAAACUUCAUCAAGGUCUAUAUGAGGAGGAAGAAGUGACGUUUGGGGAGGAGGAAGAGGAUGAUGAGCUGGUUGGUCAGCGGAGCGUGCUAGAACGGAGUGUGAGUGGGCAGUCCGUUGCGUCAUCAGAUGUUUCGUACUUACACACACCUCAGAAUGAACGAAGGUUCAACAAGGGCAGUAGUCCUUCUCUCAACAUUUCCGAUGGGGAUGAAGGUUCAGGAAGCGACGCGGGUCGAAUCCCUCGAGGCAGCGUGAUCCGGAGCACUUUUUACAGCUCAUCUCAUCAGCUUUCACCCAUGUCUGCCAGACACAUGACAUUACGGGACAAGUUUCAGGCCAAAAAGCAGGAAAGAGGUCGCAAGCCACUCCGGAGGAGCUUGUCAGGGCGUCUCAAUGAACCUCUCAUAGAAUACGUAGAGGAUGACACGGAGACCAACCGAAGCCAGAGACGAGGGUCCAUCCAGUCCACGAUGCUCAAGUCCACUUCCUUUGAUGGCAGUGUAACCCGCACACAAACCAAUGUGCCACCUCAAAGAAGGAGCAGGUCUCUUGAUGAGUACUCUCGGCGAUCCCCCAGUUCACCCAAGCCCUCAAAGCCAGGUGACGAAGAAGGUACACAAAGUCUGAAGGAGGAUUUCACAGACGAUGAAGUGGGAGGAAAGAAAUUGCUGGCGAUUCCAAGUCCUCAGAGACCCGCAAGAACAAGGCGUUGCAUUGUUCCUGUGCAAGGAACUGUCACAUUGGCUGGUGAAUCUGCUCCCUUAAGUCUCCUCGUGAGUGAUAGAAUGAACCAGAGGUUGGAUCAGGAGCAAUCAGAGGGGGGCGCCUACGCUGGAUCCCAGGGUUCCUUGGCUGAAUCAUCUAUUUUGGAGCAUGGUGGCUCUGAGUCCUCCAGUAGACUUGGUUCAUUUGAGGAGCUCAGAGGGAGGUACAGAUCAGGAGAGAGUGAAGGGUAUGAUGACCCGGUGGAGCCUCUGACUUCACCAUCCCCUCGGUCAUUUCAAGAACUCAAACCAAAAGGCCGUUUUCCUCAAAUCCCACCACGCAACCGCACACGCUCCAGCCCCAACAUAUGUCACAUGCAGACAUCAUCAACACCCAGUCCAAGUCCUAGCCUCUCCUCGCUCCAGGCUCCUGAAAGGCCUCCCAGGGCCAAAGAUAAGAAAGUAGGCCACGGCCUUCAAAGACAUGCAUCUGCGCCAGCUCUGGAAGUUCAGCCACCCACAGGAAAAUCCCCAAAGCCGGGACUCCUGAGUAUCUUCCGCAGGCAGUCUUGGGCUAGCCAUUCCUACUCCCAGCUGGACAGCACAGAGUUAGGACCAACACUGGGAGAGCUAAUGAAGCCAGAAACACCUACCAUGUCGCUGAGAAAGAAAAUGAGAGCUUCAGCCUCAAGUUUGACCAAGCUGUUUUCAAGGUCAUCCAGUAAGGAGGAUCUAAGUAAAGGAGGGCCAAUUGUUAAGGGCUCCAUUCCUCCUGAAAAGAGUCCAAAAAAGAGGACCUCCAAGCGCUUGCCUUCUUUUAAGAUACCAGCAUUUAAGAAAGCAAAAGAUCUUCUAGUCCGCCCCAACAAGGCUGAUGUGCUCCAGUUGGACGGAGGUGGAGUACUGCUGGUGUGGAAGCCCGUUCAGUCUAGUGACCCUGUUACCUACUGUGUGCAGUACUGUACAGAUGGAGGGGAGUGGACAGUCCUGUCAGAGGAUGUGAGUGACAGCAGCUAUGUGGCCAAGGACCUACCCAGAGGAGCUUCUUAUGUUUUCAGGGUGGGCUGCAUCACCAAGACAGGAGCGGGACCUUUCAGUGACGCUUCGGCCCCCGUAGUCAUGGCAACUCACCCUGAAGAUGCUAACAUUCCUCUCAUCCAGACUGAGUGCCUUGGUUCAAAGGCGACUGGGUCAGAAAGUCAGGCAGCACAAAGGAAUUACAACUUCCUCUCAGAGAUCAACAGGGGCCGUUUCAGUGUGAUCAAUUUAUGUCGCGAUGCUGAGACCAGCCAAGUGUUUGCCGCCAAGAUAACGCCUUUCCGGGCGGCGCAGAGACAGUUGGUCCUGAGGGAAUAUCAGCUGCUGAGGAGGCUUCACCAUGCCCACCUGGUACAGCUGCAUACUGCCUACAUCACCUCCUGCUACCUGGUGCUGGUGGAGGAGCUCUGUGCUGGCAAAGAGUUGCUCUACAGUCUAGCUGCAAGAGAUCUGUACUCGGAGGCCAAUGUGGCCGAGCUGCUGGGUCAGAUCCUGAGCGCAGUCGACUACCUUCACGGCCGGCGAGUGGUCCACUUAGACCUCAAGUCUGACAACAUGCUAGUGGACGACGGCAACCACCUGAAGAUUGUGGACUUCGGCUCAGCUCAGUCUUUCACGCCCGGUCAGCCUCUCCACACUGAGCACCUGCAGGGCUUGUCGGAGAGCAAAGAGCACCGCAGCAAAGUUUAUAUUGUCCUUCCUAAAGCUCCGGAAAUCCUGGAGGGCCAAGGUGUUGGGCCUGAGACCGAUGUUUGGGCCAUUGGAGUUCUCCUGUUCAUUAUGUUGAGUGCCGACAGCCCUUUUCAUGCGGAACUGAGCUGGGAACAAGACAGAAACAUCAAGAAAGGGAAGAUCCAGUUUGGUCGCUGUUACCCUGGUUUGUCUGAAGGAGCGUUGAAUUUGAUGAAGUGUAGCCUGAAUAACAAAUCCUGGGGGAGACCCACUGCGGCGGAGUGUCUCCAGAAUCCUUGGCUGCGUGCUCAUCGCGCCCCGCACCGAUCGCGCCACUCCAAGGUGUGUUUCUCCACUGAUAAGCUCAAAGCGUACCUCACGCAGAAGGAGGAGAAGCGAGACCAAGUGCGCACAAAACUUCAGGGUCCCUUCUUCCAGUAGGGAGUCAACAGAGAAGAACAAUGGAAGGGUACAGUAUAGCUUUAACCAAGUUUUGUGUCAAUCAGCUGUCUGCCAUUUAAGCCUCCUUUGAGGAAAUUAUGAUGUGUCUUAAAAAGCCGUCUAUCCCUGUAUGUAAAUAGCAUAGUGGUAAGUGUUCAGUUUUUUUUUGUUUUUUUUUUGGGGGGGGGGGGGGGGCCUCCGGUUUAAAUGCAAACAUUUCAGGGAUAAUGUUCAGCGAGUGAGUGUGAACUUGAUAACGUUAAUUCUCUGUGCAUGUCACAUUUUAAUUUAAAUAUCACAUUGUUCAGAUCUUUCUGUUUUGUGUGUAAAUGAGAUUUUUGUUAGGUUGGAUGUUUCAGUAAUCCAAUUUAUUGUCAACCACCUGCUUAUAUUAAUUACCGGAUGACAGGUGAAAUAAAUGGCAUUAAAUUGA
Phyllopteryx taeniolatus (common seadragon) is the source of this 19379-nucleotide messenger RNA. RefSeq names its product obscurin, cytoskeletal calmodulin and titin-interacting RhoGEF a (gene obscna). The record is from RefSeq and is a predicted model, not a curated record. Gene Ontology annotation, biological process: protein phosphorylation. Lineage: Eukaryota; Metazoa; Chordata; Actinopteri; Syngnathiformes; Syngnathidae. Gene Ontology annotation, molecular function: protein binding; guanyl-nucleotide exchange factor activity; protein kinase activity. Bases 209 to 18946 code for a protein of 6245 amino acids. The transcript is spliced from 81 exons.